Messenger RNA from Harpia harpyja (harpy eagle), 4631 nucleotides. Its product is annotated as interleukin-1 receptor type 1-like. Lineage: Eukaryota; Metazoa; Chordata; Aves; Accipitriformes; Accipitridae. Gene Ontology annotation, molecular function: interleukin-1, type I, activating receptor activity. The record is from RefSeq and is a predicted model, not a curated record. The transcript has 13 exons. Gene Ontology annotation, biological process: signal transduction; regulation of inflammatory response. The coding region runs from base 560 to 2305 and encodes 581 amino acids.
GGAGUGGGAGUGAAACCUGCUUCAGAAAGGUCAGCGUUUUCCUCUGCGAGCCGUGGGUGUGACGUGGCUCAUUUUCUGAGAGAAAGCGUGAAAGUGCCUUUUCUUCGAAGUUCAGUCUCGGCCCCGGGGUCUGGUGGGUCUGCUGCCAGCGGCGGGUCGCCUCAGGGCGGCCGGGAGCGUCGUUCCGACACCGCCGAGGAGCUACAGCCCCUUCUUUCCAAGUUAAUGUUGCCAGGAAUACCUAAGAAUUUAAAGGAAGAAUAUUGAAAAAAUGAUUUCCUGCCGUAGCUGGUGAGGGGUGUCAGCGAUUCACGGGAAAAACGGCGAUCAAGAUUGUCUCAGUGCUAACAAAAGUGAGACACUCGAUUAAGUUCGCUUGAAGAGGCAUGGCAUGCCUUGCAGUUAAUAGAAGCUUUUAAGGGUGAAACUUUAUGGACAUGGCCUCAGAUACAUGGAAUUUUUUCCACUCCAGAAAAUUUGGGCAAAGAUAAUUCCAGCUGAAUUCUGUCCUGAGUGGUAAAGUUCCACAGGUCGAUUGCAGGCUCAAGAUGUGGACAAAAUGUCUGGGAAAAGGGAGAAAUUCAGCUGUUUAUCAUGGUGGAAUGCGGGAAACAUGACAACAAAACCAUUGGUUUUGUGUAAUAUCGCAACAGCAUUUCUGUCUUUAAUUAUUGCAGAGAAAUGUGAAGCCUAUGAUGUGAUGUUGAGGCAAAGUCUCGUGCCUGAUGGGCAGCCUCUUGCUAUUAAAUGUUCACUGGAAAAGAGCUUGAAAAGUGAAGACUACAACUUAACAUGGUAUAAAGUUGGUAACCAGACAGCUGUGCCUAGAGACAAAUUUUCUAGAAUUCAUCAGCAGAAUAAUUUAAUUUGGUUUCUUCCUGCAAUGUUAGAAGAUUCUGGAGAUUAUGAAUGUGUCAUAAGGAAUUUGACAAGCUGCAGGAAAACUUGUACAAAAGUAACAGUUUUUGAGAGGAUUGAUGGUUUAUGCUUAAAUGAAAAAUUUGCUGUAGAGGAGGUGAUAUUCACAUCAUCAUCUGCAAAGGUUGUGUGUCCACACUUGGAUUAUUUCAGGAAUGACAAGAAUAUUCAGCCUGUUCAUUGGUAUAAGGACUGCCAGCUGCUGGAAGGGAAAAGGUUUGUCUUCUCAAACAGGGAUCUUAUAAUUUUCAAUGUGACUGUACAUGAUCAAGGAAACUAUACAUGCGAAACAACAUACACCUACAAUGGAAAACAAUAUAACAUUUCACGAGACAUCAGUCUGACUGUAGAAGUGAGCCCACCAAAAAAGCCCCCAGAAAUAUCUUAUCCAAGAAACAACUCAAUUGAAGUGGAACUUGGCUCACAGGUUACAGUGGAUUGCAAUACAACAGGUGCCGAAGGGUAUGAGGUGUUUUGGACAGGCAACGGUGUGUAUAUUGAUGUAUUUUAUAUGAGCAGAAUUUUUGCAAGUCCAUAUGAGGAGGAAACUUCUUACGAUGGACGCCCUAUGCAUUCUGUAAAGCUAAUAAUUUUGGAAGUGAAUAGUGAAGAUUAUGAACAACCGUUUGUUUGUCAAGCUUCAAAUGCCUUUGGGCAGGUUGCAUCCUAUAUUAUAUUAAAACACAGAGUUCCUGAUAUAAAAAGAUGGCUGACUGGAGGACUUGUCUCUUUGUUAAUUUUAACAUUUAUUACUUCAAUAAUCUACAAGAUUUUCAAGAUUGACUUGGUGCUUUGGUACCGUAAUUCUGUCUGUGCCUUUGCAAGUAAGGAAGAUGGGAAAAUCUACGAUGCAUAUGUCCUGUACACAAAAAGCAGUGGAGGUAGAAGUUUCUAUCGUCUGGAAACCUUUGUUCAUAGCAUACUCCCUGAUGUUUUAGAACAACAAUGUGGAUAUAAUCUCUUCAUAUUAGGAAGGGAUGAUUUACCGGGAGAAGCUGUGGUCAGUGUUACUGAUGAAACCCUUAAGCAAAGCAGAAGACUGAUGAUUAUUUUGGGAUCAGAAACAUCUAGCUGCUGCCUGUUACAAGGCACCUCUGAACAACAGCUAGCUAUGUAUAAUGCUCUCAUCCGUGAUGGGAUUCAAGUGAUUCUUAUAGAAAUGGAUGAAAUACAGGACUGCCCAAGCAUGCCGGAAUCAAUCAGAUACAUUAAGCAAAAACAUGGAGCUAUCCAAUGGAAAGGGGACUUUUCAGAGAAAUCUUGUUCAGCAAAUACAAGAUUCUGGAAAAAUGUGCGCUAUCAAAUGCCGUCCAAGAAAAAGGUAUCUUAUUCUGAAGUAUAUUUGUUGCCCCUAACUUUGAAGAAUUCUGCAGCAAAGGGAAGAUAAGAUGCACUUAUGAAAAUAAUACUGAGAAGGUAAUUCUGAAAUGUGGGGGUUUUUUACACAAAUUCAUUAUAAUAUAAAGUAAAUCUUUUCUUCAGGGAGUAAAAACUACUCAUCCUUUCCCCAAAUUACACCCUAAAAGAAAAACUCUGUGCAACUUUAUUUCUGUUCUGGGUUUUGGAUAAUGAAACAAUUUGUUGUGUUAGUCUCACACAGAUAUGAGAAGUAAACGUUGCUGAUGCUGGUAGACUAUUAAAUAGUCAUGGUCGACAUAAAUGUAAUAUCCACUGAAGAAGCAGCUGUGAAGUCCAUUUUUUAAAAAUUGAAUCUGCAGUUGAUAAAUUAAAAAUCUGUUUCUGUCGUCAGCAUUUUCCUAGUCAUUCUGUUCCUCUUCUUGUUGCCUCUCUGUGAUUGACUUCCUUGUUACUGCAAGAAUCUGCACUGUGCAAGCUUUGGGGUCUGCUCCUGAGCAACGGGCCUCAUCCUUGCUUAUUGAAGGAGUUGGGGAAAUACAUGACAUAGCAGGUAUAUUUAAAACUCCUCACAACCCUAAAUAUGUUUCAGCUGAACAAUUGGUACCAAAUGUGUUCAGCAAAUGGAAUGGAAUCCAUGGCUUUUUAGACAUUUGUUGAAUAAUUCUGUGAUACCUGGUCUGUGGCGUGUUUCUAAACUUAGCCUCUUGAAAUGGUCAGGAAACUGAAAAUACUUCAGAUUUCUUGCAAACUGGAAGCUUUCUAGACUGUGCUGCUACUCUGGAAACCAGAUGUUCUCAUUCCGUGUCUCAACUGUGCUAACUACAAGCACAGAAACGUACUGAGAAUCUAUCAAAGGACUGUGCUUGGACUGGGUAUCCUGGAAAGUCUAGAAAAUGGCCGGUUCUGAAACAUGACCAGGUGCUAAUAGCAAGAAAUAGUAUCUUGUCUAGUUGUGAAAGAAGAAAUUAGAGGCGUGUGGCUAUAUCAGCCUGCUUGGGAGUAGCUUGGUAUUUGGACCCUGAUCCGUUGCUCUGUGUUCAACACCAUGAGAAAACAACAUGCUGCUUCCUUUUCAGGGUGGUCUGAAGUGGCAAGAGUUCUCAUGCUCCAGCCUUGAAGAACAUCAUCUGAAUGCAAAUGUGAAUUCUGCUUGCUUUUUUUGUUCUUUUCUGAAGUUAAGUAGGUUCUUACAUUAUCUUUAUUGGCAGGAUAGCAUCUGUCACUGAAUUCCUUUCAGCUGGUUCUCAGAAGUGUGUAUGCUGUAGAAUAUACUCUUCGUUGGGCUGUGUUGAUGGGAGAGGAAGCAAGGUCCAGGAGUGGAAUGUGUGUUUAAAGUGAAGGAUUUGCAAUAGCAUUUCAUGGUACCUUUUUCUUUGAGAAGAUCUAGCAAAUAAUCCUUAACGAGCAGUGUCUCAUUCUGCUGGCUGUGGGGUUCACAGCAGUGUAUUUUUCCACAGCCUCCAUUGACUAGAGACUUCUUCUGAGAUGUUGCCAUGAAACCUGGACAGGAUAGAUCCAUCAGAUGAGGUACUAUUGUUCUAGUACAUGUUGAAUCAGUCUUCUUUGGAAAUGCAUAAUGUUUAGGCUGGAGCCUUUAAAAAAUAAAUUUAGGAACUAGAGAGUUUAGAUAAUCAUUAUUGUCAAAUUUUUACACUGUGUUUAGAAUUAGACUUGCUCAGAAAAGUGUGGAAAAUUACACUUUCCUUCAAAGAUUUUUUUUUUUCCACUUGUGUUCAAAAACAGAACCCUCUUAAUUUCUAUGUAGAAUGAGAGAAAUAACAAAGAAAAGAUGUUGAAACUGUGGUAGAUUUUUUCAAUGUCUUAAUUUUAUAUAGUUUGAAAUAAAAAAAUACCAGUGACUAGGAUUUCCAGUACUACAGAUAAGUACAUUGAUUUGCAUGGAGUUGUGCUGGUACUUUUUGUUCCUUCUGUGAAUGUGCUGUUAUGAUUUCUGGCCACUUUUUUCAUAGUUCUUUUCAGAGGUUUGCUACAAUAUUCAAGAUAAGCAUUUUCCUACUAAAUGAGACUCCUAAAGACUCUUAAGUGAAGACAGAUGAUUGUGAGUCAGUAUUUAUCUACCUGAUACUUUCUUUUAAACAACCACAUUUAGUAUGAUUAUGUAGGCAUUUUAGUAUUCUUAUGUGAAAAUGAGUGUGGGAGAAAGGUUUCAGUUAUUGUGGUUAAUUGUUAGCUAACUGCUUGAAUGUAGCACAACAUAAAGUGGCUUAUCCUUUUAUCAUGGGACUUUAUUCUGAAGCUGAACUUUGUGUUUUUUUCCCCUUGGAAACUUUUUUUUGCAAGUCACAUAGGAAAACGGACUGUUUUUUGUGGUACAAUAAAAGAAAUCCAGUGGA